Mus pahari (shrew mouse) is the source of this 3945-nucleotide messenger RNA. RefSeq names its product cyclin dependent kinase 5 regulatory subunit 1 (gene Cdk5r1). Gene Ontology annotation, molecular function: protein kinase binding; cyclin-dependent protein serine/threonine kinase activator activity. NCBI's taxonomy places the organism in Eukaryota, Metazoa, Chordata, Mammalia, Rodentia, Muridae. The record is from RefSeq and is a predicted model, not a curated record. Gene Ontology annotation, biological process: positive regulation of cyclin-dependent protein serine/threonine kinase activity; activation of protein kinase activity; brain development. The transcript is spliced from 2 exons. Bases 260 to 1183 code for a protein of 307 amino acids. Gene Ontology annotation, cellular component: protein kinase 5 complex; cytoplasm.
GAAGCAGGGAGCCGCCGCCGCCGCCGCGCCGAGCCGAGCCCCGGGGCCGCGGCGCGCAUUGCGGAGGGCCCGGGACGCAGCGGCUGCGCCUGCCGCGGGAGCCUGCCUGCCUGCGGAUCCGCAGGGCUACACGCGUCGUGUCCCGGGAGCGCCUCCUUUCUUUCUGCGGCCGCUACAGGCUCGGUAAGCCUUUAUUCCCCUCCGGCCGGCAGGCUGGGCGCGCGGGGGUGCUGGCCCCUGCCGGGCGCGCGGUGGCACCAUGGGCACGGUACUGUCCCUGUCCCCCAGCUAUCGGAAGGCCACACUGUUUGAGGAUGGCACGGCCACCGUGGGCCACUACACGGCCGUGCAGAACAGCAAGAACGCCAAGGACAAGAACCUGAAGCGGCACUCCAUCAUUUCGGUGCUGCCUUGGAAGAGGAUCGUGGCGGUGUCAGCGAAGAAGAAGAACUCCAAGAAGGCGCAGCCCAACAGCAGCUACCAGAGCAACAUCGCGCAUCUCAACAAUGAGAACCUGAAGAAGUCGCUGUCGUGUGCCAACCUGUCCACAUUCGCCCAGCCCCCGCCGGCCCAGCCGCCCGCACCCCCAGCCAGCCAGCUUUCUGGCUCCCAGACUGGGGUCUCCUCUUCUGUUAAGAAGGCCCCGCACCCUGCCAUCACCUCUGCAGGGACACCCAAACGGGUCAUCGUCCAGGCGUCCACUAGUGAGCUGCUCCGCUGCCUGGGUGAGUUUCUCUGCCGCCGGUGCUACCGCCUGAAGCACUUGUCCCCAACGGACCCCGUGCUCUGGCUGCGCAGCGUGGACCGCUCCCUGCUUCUGCAGGGCUGGCAGGACCAGGGUUUCAUCACACCGGCCAAUGUGGUCUUCCUCUACAUGCUCUGCAGGGAUGUUAUCUCCUCUGAGGUGGGCUCGGACCACGAGCUCCAGGCUGUCCUGCUGACCUGUCUGUACCUCUCCUAUUCCUACAUGGGCAACGAAAUCUCCUACCCGCUCAAGCCCUUCCUGGUGGAGAGCUGCAAGGAAGCUUUUUGGGACCGCUGCCUCUCAGUUAUCAACCUCAUGAGCUCCAAGAUGCUGCAGAUCAAUGCUGACCCACACUAUUUUACACAAGUGUUCUCUGACUUGAAGAAUGAGAGCAGUCAGGAGGACAAGAAGCGACUCCUCCUGGGGCUGGAUCGGUGAGCCCCUGUAGCCGGUAUCCUGGCUCAAGGAUUCCACUCGUUUUUAAAUUUUAUUACUAAAAGAAUCAAGUUUUGUGUACAGUAUGUGUCUAGCAAAGCCACCAAGGGCCUCUUCCCAUGUUCUUUCCUUGGGGUUUUUUUUAGCCCUUUCAAGAACUCUGGGGACUUUCGAACUGAUGAACCUUGUGCGAACCCAGAAGAUGCAUUCAGAGCCACUUCGGCUGCUGACCACUCACUUUCCGGGACUCAAGGGACUGACUUGCCUAUGUCACCUGUACCUGUGAUGGAUCCAGGGUAGACGAGGCUUCCCAUGAUCGGAGCUGGGCCCCGUGGCUGGUGGCCCAGGAGGAAUCGGCCGCCCUUUUCUGGGUAUUGUUUCUCUCGAAGGCUCCUGGAGCCCACUGUCCUGAUUCAGGAUCCAGGAGGUUGUGAGGCAAGAUCUGCACUGCCCUGGGGCAUCAGUACAGGAGCCUGCAGAGAGGACUGUUGACCUAGCAGGGCCCUGGUUUGCUGCGUGCUUUUUAGGGAGAAGGGUUUUCCCUUCCUGGCAGGUCGGAGCUCCCCUCCCGUCCUUUUGUCUCUGCUCCCACGUUAGUGCUGGCUAAUGAGGUGGUUCGUUCAUUAGAUUCCUCUCCCAUUUUGGGUCCCAGCUAAGGGAUGAGGUGAAGCUAGGGGCAGCGCCUUCCCUGAGCGAGCUUUUCAUUUGAACAACACAGUUCAGUCACCCUGUGUAAAAAGCUAGGACCGCGCCAGGGAGCCACUGGCAACAUUGCCUUCUGGGCAGGUGGGUGUCUAUGCCUGAGAUCAAGUUGGUACCCACUUAUAUGCGAAGGCCUCUUGCUGGUGCAUGUGAUAUUUGCUCUACAUCUCUGGGGGAAGGUGAGAUCAGUCAGUAAGGGUGAUAAGGUGUUGCUGUCUCCCACCCCUGCCCCCCCCCCCCCAUUAAUUUUAAGCUGUUUCCAGGCAGUUCGGUCUCUCCUGGAGAGGCUUUGCUCUGUGCAACCUACUGAGACAGAUGCAUUUGGGGACAAUUACAAGAUGGGAGUGUGACCCCUGAUCAGUUUGGAAGCUUGGUGACUGUGCAGCUGAGCACUUCCAGCUGCAGGGUGUGGUGCCCACCUAUCCCUGUCAGUGACAUAACACACUCUGGACUUUAAGGGUUUUUCUUUCUAAUUUUCCCAGACUGGUGGCUUGGGGUUUGGAAGCUGUCCAAGAGAAGGGAGCUAGUCUUCUUGCAUGGCCCUCACUCCAGCUUUGGGGAACAAAGAGCAAUGUGAAGACACUGUGGGAGGAUUUCCUCUUCCUCUCCUGCUGCCCCUGUGGGGAGGGGGCUGGGGCCUACAGUGGGGAGGCAGAGGUCAUCUUGUAUAGGAUUAGGUUCUAGGUGACCGCCAACUUCUUGCACAAGCACUAGAAAAAUUGCAUAUAAAGAGAAAGCUGUGAAAUUGAGGUCUCAAUCGAAGAGGCCCAAAGCGAGCCUUUCAGCCCAGGACGGUACUCACAGAGGUGGGGGAGAGGACCUGAUGGACUAGAGAGCCUUUCCCCAGCCCCUCAUCCGGGUCCCUCGAGAGCCGAUCCUGGGCCCUCAGAUGGUCUGACACCGAGCUGGAAAGCCCUGCAAGGCUCGCUGAGUGCAGGCCUCGCUGCAGCCCAUCCUCAGAUCCUGCUGCCACGGUUGGUGACCGCGCCUGGAGCCCCAUGGGGCGGGCAGUUGGGAGAAGAGCUUCAGGUGUCCAGUUGGAGCAGGACGGGGCUCAUCUUCAUAGCCUGCCAGCCGCUGUCGCUGGCCCGGAGCCGUUUCACCGAGCUGCGGUAACAGGAUUCCAGCUCUGCCGACUGUUUCCUUCUCUUUGUACUUAAUUUAAAAAAAAAAACAAAAACUUUUUUUUUUUUUUUUUUUUUUUUUUUUUUUGAGAAGGUGCAUAUUUCAGAAGUGGUCGGCAACUGAGGAAAGAGCUCCUUAGUUCCAUUGUGAAGCCCGUGUCCUCUCGGCUUGCACUGGCUCUCAGUACUGUGUAAAGGAACGACCGAUAGACUUAAGUGUUCGAGCAAAGAGCCAAUCUUGACACGCUGCUAUGAAGACACUUUUAGAACAAACACACACAAGAUAGAAAAGAAAAAAAAAAAAAAGAAAAAUGUGAAAAAAAAAUCUACAAAAACCCCUUUAUUCUUGUUGCUUUUACAGUGGUACCGUGCAUGCGAACCAGGAGAAUUUUGUGUCUUAAGAAAAAUAACCUUAGAGCAGAUGGCCGGCCGUGGGAAUCACAAGUGCCGAGAAGGAGCCACGGGAGGAGCAUAGUUCAGGAUUGGGUUUUUCUCUUUUCCUUACAACCGUGAAGGGUUGAUGUAUUCUUUCCAUGCAGUUAUUAGAAUUUAGUUUUGUUCCAACAGUGUUAAACUUGCAAUGAGAAGAAGAUGUGCCAUCCCCUGCCCAGAAUUAUCCAUAGCUGUACAUCCGAUACUGCUGAUUACACACACGUGAUGUUUUUGGGUUUGGUUUUUUUUGUUUUUUAUUUUUUUUUAAUUUGUUUAUUUUUUGGUGAAAUAUUUUCUGUAACUAUUCUUUGACCAAACUGUGGAUACUGUUAAUAUUAAUUUAUAUUUGUCUCUUUUUGUAUGUAUGUAUGGCGUGUUUGUGAGUAUGUAUGGUUUAUAAUCUGACGAGUCACGAAGCUCAGUUUGGCUGUAAUUUAAUUCCCCUUCCCUUAUUUUUAUUUAUUUUUGUACUGUGCUGAUUCAAUAAAAUGCACUGACCAUCCAUCA